Apodemus sylvaticus (European woodmouse) is the source of this 5830-nucleotide messenger RNA. RefSeq lists its product as uncharacterized. NCBI's taxonomy places the organism in Eukaryota, Metazoa, Chordata, Mammalia, Rodentia, Muridae. The transcript has 5 exons. Gene Ontology annotation, molecular function: RNA-DNA hybrid ribonuclease activity; nucleic acid binding. Bases 999 to 2570 code for a protein of 523 amino acids. The record is from RefSeq and is a predicted model, not a curated record. Gene Ontology annotation, biological process: DNA integration.
AGAAGAUAUACAAACAGAUGUCCUCCAAAAGGCCAACAUCACUUACGACCUUACUGAUGAUAGCUUAGAAAUGAAGAAAAAUCAGAACAGUGGGUUGCCAGGAGCUGCAGGAAUAAACACCAGAUAUAAAGACAGUUGUCGAAAGAAACCACAGGAAUUCAUUGGAAAGAAAAAUUGGAGAAAUUUUCCUUCAGAAAGCUGUGAAAAUUGCAAAGAGAUCAAUGAAAAGAAAAUUCAAAGUCAGAAGCAAGAGAGAACUGAAGUAUUAAAUGUACCCAUUGAUUCCUUGAACUCACUGGAACAGUCUACCUCCCAAAAAGAAAGAAGAUAUCUGCCUGUCGGUCAGAAGAAAGCUAUUGUUUUAGUAACACCACUUAGAACCACAAGGUCAAUAAAGCAAAGAUAUAUGGAGCACCAUCUCUAUAUUAAAGGAGUAAGAGAUUUUGCCAAAACAAAGCAUCAAGAAGAAAGUGAAUCAGAGAUACAUAGAACUCCAAGUCCUACCAGUAAGUCCUUAGAGACCUUUGAACAUAGAGUGGAUUGUGAAGACAAUACCAAGGAGGACUGCAAUGACUGUGACAUGAUGACUGUCAAACAUACUCAGAUCCCUUGCGUGCAAAGUAAACAAAUGCUCGCCAAUGAUUUUAAGAAAAAGAACAAGUUGCCCUCGAAACUGCAGAAAACUAAAAAUCAAUUAGGUCUAUCAAAGUAUAGCCAGUCCUCAUCAAGUGAACAGAACGGAGUAGAAAUUAAAAGUAAAACCAGAGCAAGAAAAACAAAAGAAAGGCUGAAUCAGGAGAGAAAAAACAUCCCAAAAGAUAUCCUCCUUAUUUCAGAAUCUAAAGGUGAAAGUGAUUCUUAUAUCACACCAAAGAGACCUAGAUCUGUUGCUAAAGGAUCACAUUACAAAGCUGGUGGUAGCAUGGACUUUCUAAUUGAAGCUAAGGAAUCUGCUACAGCUAAGAGGCAACAGUUAGACCAUCUACCUGGUGUAACUGAUGAUGGAAAAUGGAGUGAGCCAGAGUUACAGAAGCUUCAUCGUACUGGGAUACACUCUAAAAGGAGGAAAACGUUGGCUGACUGGAGCCCGAAAGAGGACUGUGACACAGAUUCCUGUUCCUACCACUCCAAAGCAGGUGAGAGAAUUCUUGGGGACCGCGGGGUUUUGCAGGCUCUGGAUCCCAGGGUUUGCUACCCUGGCGGCCCCCCUUUAUCCUCUUACCAAGGACACAGGAUCCUUUACCUGGACUCCAGAGCAUCUGAAAGCCUUUAAGGAGAUCAAAAAGGCUUUACUUAGUGCCCCUGCUCUGGCUCUGCCGGAUCUAACUAAGCCUUUUACUCUCUAUGUGGACAACAGAGCAGGGGUCGCUCGAGGAGUCCUAACUCAGACCCUGGGGCCGUGGAAAUGGCCUAUAGUCUACCUAUCAAAGAAAUUAGACCCAGUGGCCAGUGGGUGGCCAUCAUGCUUGAAAGCUAUCUCUGCAGUAGCACUGCUCCUCAAAGACGCAGAUAAAUUGACUUUGGGACAGCAGACAAUCAUAGUAGCCCCCCAUGCCCUAGAAAGCAUCAUUAGGCAACCUCCAGAUUGUUGGAUGACUAACGCCUGCAUGACCCACUACCAGAGCCUCCUACUGACUGAGAGAGUGUUGUUUGCACCCCUGGCUAUCCUGAACCCUGCCACCCUACUGCCAGAAGCUGAUGAAUCUGCACCCAUACACCAGUGUAUAGACAUCCUAGCAGAAGAGCCUGGGACCAGGAAGGACCUCACUGACCAACUCUGGCCAGGAUGCCCUAGUUGGUACACGGAUGGCAGCAGGUUCAUGGUCAAAGGUAAGCGGAGAGCCGGGGUGGUGGUGGUAGAUGGAAGACAGACCAUCUGGGCCAGCAGUUUGCCUGAGGGGAUUUCAGGUCAGAAAGCAGAACUGAUAGCACUCAUCCAGGCUUUGAAACUGGCCGAGGGAAAAAUGAUCAACAUCUACAUGGACAGCGGGUACGCCUUCGCCACCACGCAUGUACAUGGGGAUACUUAUAAGCAGAGGGGGCUACUUACAUCUACUGGAAAAGACAUUAAAAUUAAAGAAGAAAUUCUAAGCUUGCUGGAGGCCAUACAUGUACCAAAGAAAUUGGCCAUCAUACAUUGCCCUGGCCACCAAAAAGGACACGAUGCGGUGACCAAGGGAAACAAGAUGGCAGAUUCAGCAGCAAAACAUGCAGCUCAGGGGGUCAUGGUUUUUCCAGUCGCAUCCAAAAAUAAAGAGACUAUAGAUGAUUAUGACAUCAGAGACACCAGUUUUAGAGGAGGCUGUCCAUAUUCCUUUGGGGGAGAUAAUAAUAUGCGUAAGAUUGUACAGGGAUAUUCCCCCUAUGGGGUAGCAGAAACAGAAGAAGGAAAAUCAGUCCUGUCUCAAAAGGAGGGACAACCAUAUGUUGCUAAUUUCCAUCAGCUGACCCACCUGGGAACUAAGAAAGUUAAAGACAUUGUUCACCACUCUGAUUACUAUGUGAUGGGACUGACUAUCAGACAUUGCACAGGAGGUGGUCCAGAAUCACAAAGCCUGUGCCCUGACUAAUGCUGGGCACCAUAUGGGGACUUCUGGUAAGCGACUCCGAGGAGAUAGGCCAGGAGCGUAUUGGGAACUAUACUUCACUGAAGUCAAACCAGCAAAAUAUGGUCAUAAAUAUUUACUAGUUUUCAUAGACACUUUUUCAGGUUGGGGAGAAGCAUUUCCAACCAAAAAGGAGACAGCCAAUGUUGUGGCCAAAAAGAUUCUAGAAGAAAUAUUUCCAAGAUUUGGCAUUCCUAAGGUAAUUGGAUCAGACAAUUGCCCUGCCUUCAUUGCCCAGGUGAGUCAGGGACUGGGCACUCAACUGGGGAUCAAUUAGAAACUACAUUGUGCUUACAGACCCCAGAGCUCAGGACAGGUAGAGAGGAUGAAUAGAACCUUAGAAGAGACCUUGACUGAAUUAGCCUUAGAGACCAGCGGGAAGGAUUGGACCGCACUCCUGCCUGCCCUCCUGCCUUUUGCUUUGUUUCAGGUGCGAAACACCCCUGGGAAGUUCAAGCUCACUCCAUUCGAGCUACUCUUUGGGGGACCCCCCCUUAUCCGAAGCAGGGGGUGUUCUUGAUCCUGAUGCUUUUUUCCCCAACCCCUCUUUGCCUGCUUAAAGGCCCUUGGACUUGUCAGAAAAGACGCCUGGGAGCAGCUCAAGGAAGCUUACGAGCCAGGGACCACUGAAGUGCCCCACAAGUUCCAAGUGGGGGACUCUGUCCUGGUCCGUCGCCACCGAGCUGGGAACCUUGAAGCCAGAUGAAGGAGACCCUAUCUGGUGCUCCUGACCAGCUGUUAAGGUUGACAGCAUUCCCACCUGGAUCCACGCCUCCCACAUCAAGGCCAUGACACCUACAGCCCAAGAUGGCACCUGGAAGCUGGAGUGUACUGAUGAUCCUCUUAAGCUGCGCCCUCCUCGACUGCUCACCUCUGAUGAAGAAUAACAACCCUCAUCACCCUAUGACUCUCACAUGGCAAGUACUCUCCCAAACCAGAGACAUUGUCUGGAGCACCUCUAAGGUCACCCCUCUGGGGACCUGGUGGCCUGAUAUUACCUUAGAUCUCUGCCUAUUAAUGACCAGGUUGGAAACAUGGGAUAUCCCUGAGGUCAGACCUGAUGACCUGCUGGUGCUCUGGGAGGUUACUCCUUCCCAGAGGACGGCCUCCCUAGGCUGUGCUUACUGCAGUUAAGGCUUACCAAAUUUUACAUCUGUCCUCGAGACAGGCAAGAGGCUAGAUGAUGUGGAGGCCUAGAACACUUUUAUUGUAAAGAAUGGAGCUGUGAGACCUCGGGAAAUGCUUAUUGGCAUCCCACCUCCUCAUGGGACUUAAUAACAGUGUCCAGAAACCAUUCGGGGCCUACCCAGUGCCCCCAGGGAGGAAGAUAGGUGCCCACUUCUAAAGCUACCUGCAAUUCGGGACCCUGCAAUCCCAUAGUAAUCCGAUUUACUUCACAGGGAAAAUUAUUCACCGAAUGGCCUAAAGGAUAAUGGUGGGGGAUCUGAUUCUAUGUAUCUGGAACCGACCCCUGGGUAGUGUUCCAAAUAUGGCUAAAAAUAGAAAGCCCCCCAACAGUUCCUGUUCUAGCACAACAAGGUCCUCCUAAGCCACCUGGGAGAGCCCAGUCAUUGCCUUCCCCUUCACUAAUCACAGAGAACCUGGUCCCUACUGUUCUGCCUUCCUCAAGGACAGCUACCAAAAUACCCACUAGUCUAAUACCACCUGCUGCUACGACAGGAGAUAGACUUUUUAAUCUGAUCCAGGGGGCCUUCUCAGCCCUCAAUGCCACCAAUCCUGCUGGCUUUGUCUAGCUAUGAGCCCCCCUUAUUAUGAGGGGACUGCCAUUCCAGGUACCCCAACCAGCACCACAGAUCAUAAUAGAUGCCCCUGGGGAGCAAAAAGCACACUCAUUCUUAAUGAAAUUUCUGGUUCUGGGCUUUAUAUAGGAAGGGUGCCCCCUACCCACCAACAUCUUUGUAACAUCUCCAUGACUCUUAACACCUCAGAGGCAGAUCAGUACCUAUUACCCAAUAAUAACAGCUGAUGGGCAUGCAGUACUGGGCUCACCCCCUGUGUAUCCACUUCUGUUUUUAAUCAGUCCAAAGAUUUCUGUGUUAGGAUUCAGCUAGUACCCCGUGCCUAUUACCAUUCUGAAGAAGUGGUCAUAGAAGCUUAUGAUACUGGAUUAAAACGAGUCCAGAGAACCAGUUUCCCUUACUCUAGCAGUCAUUCUGGGGUUAGGCUUGGCGGCAGGCAUAGGGACAGGGACCACUGCCCUAAUCAAGGGAACCCAUGAUUUACAACACGGCCUUGACACUCUGCAGGCCUCAAUGGAUCAGGAUUUACAGGCCAUCCAGGAUUCAGUUACUAAGCUGAAAGAGUCCCUUACCUCCCUAUCAGAAGUGGUCAUGCAGAACAGAGAGGAUUAGAUCUAUUAUUCCUUAAAGAAGGAGGGUUAUGUGCAGCGCUUAAGAAGAAUGUUGUUUCUAUGUUGACCAUUCAGGGGCUAUCAGGGACUCCAUGAGUAAACUUAAAGAAAGACUUAACAAGCGCAGGCUUGAGAGAGAGAGAGAGAGCACCCAAAACUCGUAUGAAGGGUGGUUUACUAAGUCUCCAUGGAUGACCACUUUGUUCUCGGCCCUUAUGGGUCCUUUGAUGAUUCUACUACUCCUGCUCACCAUAGGGCCUUGCAUAAUCAAUAAAUUAAUUAAUUGCUUUUGUUCACCAGAGAGUUAGUGCUGUUCAGAUCCUGAUGCUUCGCCAACAAUAUCAACAACUAGGACAAAUCAAUUCAGAAUCCAUAGAACCAGAAUCAGAUAGUUCUAAGAUUAGAAUUAUUUAUUAGAGGGAGUGGGGAUGAGAGACCCCGACUCAAAAAUGUAAAGGAUUUUAGGCCCCUAACAAACAAGCCUUUGGGGUCAAGUACACCCUGACCUCGGAAAUAGCCGACUUUUGCUUAACUGAUCCUGAGAUGCACUGUUUCAGGAACUAGCUGACCAAAAAGAAAGUCUGAAUGACUUGCCUUGUGACAAUCUUUACAAUGUUUAACCCCAAGGAUGUUUGUUCCAGAUAAUCUCUAACCCUCCUUAAGGCAUAAACUGUUGCCUGACUUCCUCAUUCUGUACUUCCCCAUUACAUGCAUAAUUUGUCCUCCACCCCUUGCCUUGUGAAUUCUUUUUCGUCCACCCCCUGCCUUGUUACUGGGGGUCAAUCUCAUCUAGCCCUGCGUGGUUACGGGACAACCCUAGUGCACUGGUUUCUCCCAAAUAAACCUCGUGUGU